UAAAAUUUUAAAAACAUGGAGUUAACGCUAAAUGGCGUCGGACCAUCGAUGUGAUAAGAAUUUUGAGAACUUGAAAAAUUUCGGAAUUUAUCAACGUUUUGCCCCUAAAGUUGAAUUUUACUUCUUCAUGCGUUGAAAAUAAUAGAAUUAAUUCAACUUCAUUCAUUUUAUCUAUCACUAUUGAGCCUCAACUUCUUUACAUAUUCCAAAUUUAGUGCAUUUAAAUGUUCGACUUAUUGAUUUGAAGCGCCGGUGAAAGAACACCAUUCAUCCGCAUGAUUGAAAACAAUUAUUGAAAUCAUUCCGGAAUUCGGUUUCAUUUCGGCUAUUUUUAUUCAAUAUCUUUUGAACAAUCAUGUCAAUCAAACAGUGUGUAAAUCUCCUUCGUGGAUUGAGCAUUAAUUCUUACAAAACAACCAUUCCUAUCAGCUGUCGAUUAGUUCACACCACAUGUAGAAGACUCGAUUUGAAUGAAUUUUUCGAAGACCCAAAAAAUUGGAGUAAAGAGGAAAUAAAAGUUGGUAGAUCAUGGAGAGUCGCUGAGCUUCGUUUAAAAAGCAAUGAAGAUUUGCAUAAAUUAUGGUAUAUUCUACUGAAAGAAAAGAACAUGCUGUUGACCAUGGAGCAUCACUGUAAAGAAAACUAUACUCUGUUUCCGAACCCCGAAAGAAUUGACAAAGUCGAAGAAAGUAUGAGCAAUGUAGAAACAGUGGUUCGUGAAAGAAACAAGGCGUACUAUCAAUUAGAAACAGGAGAGACCGGCGAACGUCCUGGAAAAGUUAUACACGAUCCGAUCGGAAUGAAACAUUGGAGAAAUUUAACCCAGCAUGUUAUACCAAAAUGGAACAAUAAAUUUUUCAAUCUUUACAAUCCUCAAGGCUACGAUCCGAAUGAAGUUGAACAGUUUCACAAGUUGUUUAAAGAGAAAAAUGCGAGAGAAAUCAGAAGUGGAAAGAAAAAAGAAAGACGAUACGUACGAGCCUUAUUACGACGUUUCCCGAACCUCGACAUCGCCUAUCUCAAAGAACAAUAUCCUCAUUUCAAUUUUGAAAGAGAACUUGACUCAAGUAGGGUCCAUGGUCAUUUUGAGAAGAGAUUAGACAUCAAGAAGAACUGAUUUGUUAUGUUCAUGCCUUGUUAUGUAAUUUUUUAAAAUUUUGGUUGGAUUUUAAAUGCAGUAUAUUUGAUACAAUAGUUCAA
Molecule: messenger RNA, 1200 nt
Organism: Planococcus citri (citrus mealybug)
Lineage: Eukaryota; Metazoa; Arthropoda; Insecta; Hemiptera; Pseudococcidae
Gene: mRpL47
Product: mitochondrial ribosomal protein L47
Exons: 6
Coding region: 356-1117 (253 amino acids)
Biological process (GO): mitochondrial translation
Cellular component (GO): mitochondrial ribosome; mitochondrial large ribosomal subunit
Molecular function (GO): structural constituent of ribosome
Source: RefSeq, a predicted model, not a curated record